Molecule: messenger RNA, 5351 nt
Organism: Cyprinodon tularosa
Lineage: Eukaryota; Metazoa; Chordata; Actinopteri; Cyprinodontiformes; Cyprinodontidae
Gene: ehbp1
Product: EH domain binding protein 1
Exons: 26
Coding region: 745-4620 (1291 amino acids)
Molecular function (GO): protein binding
Source: RefSeq, a predicted model, not a curated record
UCCAUCUUUACCAGCUGCCAGGGAAGCAGGUCAGUCAAACUAUCUGGAAGUGUUGGGCACUAGUUAUCGGUGGAAACCCCUCUAAGGAAACGGAAUACUUUCUCACAGCUCAGCUGCGGAAUAUACGCGGACAAAUGUCUUUUCUCCCCCCGCCCUGAGACACGGAGCUGACCCCCGGCGGAGUAAAAACGUCUCAACCGUUAGGAGGAAAAAAAAGCUCGUGCCGUGUUGUGAUGGCUAGCCGUCGCUGCUAGCGCGGCUAGCUAAAACUAUGGCUUGUGUUGCCGUUAAGAUAAUUAGCGACGGCUGUUGUGCUUGGGCUGCUGGUUUGUAGCAGACAGCCUCCAUCGCUGCCGUUAAGCCUGGCUUUACAUGGGAGAAAUAAAGGCUUCGGAUAUCAUUGCAAGGAAGAUCAUCUGAUGGGGCUAUUCAUACCUGAUGGAUUAUUCAUCAUGCAGUUUGGUUUUAUGGAGCACUUUCCCUCUCAGAAAUCUCCCAAGUUUUAAAUCAGUGCUGGAGUUCUACAGAGACAACAUGUCUUAACACUGGGAUUCAUUCAGCAGUUUGCAAAUAAAUCUUCCCCGCUGGAUCUUAACUCUUCUUUCUUCAAUAUGUCAAUCCAGCUUUGGCUGUCAUAAAGAUCAGCUUGAUUUCUUUUUAAAGAACCCCCCCCCCCCCUCCCCAUAAUAAGGAUUAAAUCCAAGGCUGGAUAACCAUAGAAAAACUACCAGCUCCUAGAGGAACAUGGCCUCAGUGUGGAAGAGACUGCAGCGGGUGGGGAAGCAUGCCUCUAAGUUCCAGUUUGUGGCUUCAUAUCAGGAGCUGAUGGUGGAAUGCACAAAGAAAUGGCAACCAGAUAAAUUAGUGGUUGUUUGGACUCGCAGAAGUCGUCGGAAAUCAUCUAAGUCCCAUAGCUGGCAGCCUGGCAUCAAAAACCCCUACAGAGGAGUGGUAGUGUGGCCGGUACCAGAGAACAUUGAGAUUACCGUCACUCUCUUUAAGGAUCCUCAUGCAGAAGAGUUUGAGGACAAGGAGUGGACGUUUGUAAUUGAAAAUGAAUCUCCCUCAGGACGGCGGAAGGCAUUAGCCACCAGCAGUAUAAACAUGAAGCAGUAUGCCAGUCCUAUGCCCACCCAGACUGACGUCAAACUCAAAUUUAAGCCGUUGUCGAAGAAGGUGGUGUCGGCAACGCUGCAGUUCUCCCUCUCCUGCAUCUUUCUGCGGGAGGGAAAGGCCACUGACGAGGACAUGCAGAGCCUGGCCAGCCUGAUGAGCAUGAAACAGGCUGACAUCGGCAACCUGGAUGACUUUGAGGAGGAGAACGAGGAGGAUGAGGAGAACAGGGUUAACCAGGAAGAAAAGGCCGCCAAGAUCACAGAGAUAGUAAACCAGUUGAAUGCCCUCAGCUGCUUACAUGGGGAUGAUGAUGAUGAUGAUGGUGUUGGUAUUCCCAAGCGAGCAAGCAAAGCAACAGCUAAGCCUGCUGCCUCUUCCCAAGAACUGAUCAACAAGCUGAACUUCCUGGAAGAUGAGGAUCAGGACGCUGUUCCUGCCAUGACUACCAAUCCCUUCGAUGAGCCCAACACUGACCUUCAGUCCUUCCACCUCAAUCCGUUUGGCGAUCCGGAUGAGGAGGAGCCCCCCUCCCAGCCGGCUCAAAGACAGCGACUCAAUGAGGAGUCCUUCCACGACCCCGACGACUCAAACCCGUUUAAUGAUCCCGAUGGAGCGGAGACCCGUUCAUCUCCCUUGAACCCCUUCGAUGAGGCCGACCAGGACCUGCAGCUCCAACCAGACCCCGAACCCCCCAGACCCAAGCAGAAGAAAGGCGUUAGGCCUGUCGACAUGAGCAAGUACCUGUAUGCUGACACCUCUCACAAUGAGGAAGAAGAGCUUGAUGAAUCCAAUCCGUUUUACGAGCCAAGAACAUCGAGCCCAGCGCGGCCACUUGAGGGCAGCCCCUCUCCGGAUGUUGGCAGUAACCAGAAGAGGAAGGCCCCUCCGCCCCCGAGUACCAGCACGGGCCCGGGCCGCGCUCCACAGACCUCCAAACCCAGCUCUGGCCCGGACGGGGAGAGAGCCCAGCCUGUUGGGCCCAGCCCUCUGGCAGCAGUGAUAGGAAGAGAGCUGGCCUCCUCUUCCCCAAAGCCCAGCCCUGCCCCAAGUCCGGUUCUGGGAGGGAAACCCAACGCCAGCCAAUCCCUGCUGGCCUGGUGCCGUGAGGUCACCAAGAACUACCGCGGGGUGAAGAUCACCAACUUCACCACCUCCUGGAGGAACGGACUGGCCUUCUGUGCCAUUCUGCACCAUUUCAGGCCGGACCUCAUAGACUACAAGUCGCUCAAUCCUCAGGAUAUUAAAGAAAACAACAAAAAGGCAUAUGAUGGCUUUGCCAGUCUAGGGAUAUCUCGUCUCCUGGAACCAUCUGACAUGGUGCUCCUCGCCAUCCCAGACAAGCUCACAGUGAUGACCUACCUGUACCAGAUCAGGGCCCAUUUCUCUGGCGAGGAGCUCAACGUGGUGCAGAUAGAGGCCAACAGCAGCCGCAGCACCUACAAAGUGGGCGACUUCGAGACGGACACCAAUGCCUCGAUAGACCAGGACAAGUUCUACGCCGAGCUCAAUGACGUGCAGCACCGUGAUGCUAACUCGGAGCCCGUUUCAUCUAGUGGCGCCGUUCAAUCAAAUGGUGCCGAGGUUAUUGAAGGGGAGAUGAAAGCCGGAGCAGAAUCAACCGGCUCCCAAGCUCCAGAGCCUUUCCAGUCUACACCUCCUGUCCCUUCGCCACGCACUGCAUUAGCUAGCACCGCUAUAAACUCUGCCCACAUGACCCCUCCGGGCUCAGAGGACAGGCGGGUUCUACUCAAAGCCAACACUUUAGAUCUUUCUGAGGUUCCGCAAAGAGUGGAUAGAGAGGUGGAGAAGGAGGCGCAGCACAAGGAGGAGGUGUUAGAGGAUAGGGGUAGCGAACUGUCGUCCCCGACAAGGAGAGGAAACUCUCUAUCACACUUCUCCUACAACAAGGACGCGGACCUCAUUAAAAAGAAACGGGCCGGCCUGCGUCACUCAGACUCAGAGCCAGCUUCAAACUCCACUUCCCCUCCAGUCAACCACGCAGAUAUCCCCCUUAAACAGGAGCCAUCGCCUGCAGCUGUAUCCAGUCCUCCAGCAGAGAAGAAAGUGCUGUCCCGCCAAGAGGAGCUGAAGGAGAGAGCCCGGCUGCUGUUGGAGCAGGCCCGCAGAGACGCUGCUAUGAAAGCCGGGAACAAGAACGUCCUCAAUUCAGCGGUCCUGCCAACAAGCAGGACUUCAGGCUUCUCUGAUGAGCGGGAUGCAGAGCGACGGAGACAACUACGAGAACGAGCCAGGCAGCUUAUAGCCGAGGCUCGAUCCGGAGUCAAGAUAUCCGACAUGAGUCUCCUGGAUCCGACCAACAUGGAGCGAAGCAAAGGAAGCAAGGCUGGAUCUGCAGGAGACGCUUUGGGCAGGCUGAGAAGUGAUGAGGAGGAUGCUGUUGAUGGGGAAAAGAGUGAGGAUGAGGAACAAAGUAGGGCAGAGGAAGAGCAGCUGGGCUACAGCGAUGUUGACGCAGAUUCUGUUGAUGCCACCUUGUCUGCUUCUGCACCAGUUACUAACCCGCUCCAGCAGGAGGCCCUUCCAGCCACUUCCAGCACCCAGGGCUGCCUGGAGCUUACUAACCCCGCCUCUGAGCUAACCUCUCUGGGCACAAACAGUAAACAUGUGGAUCUGAAGCUGAAGAAGCUGGCAGAGACCAGUCCAAGAGGAGUCACUUCACCUUCAUCACCCUCCUCCACGUCGUCCUCCUCCUCACCAACGGCCUCUUCUGCCUCGCCGCUCAGCCCUACAGGGUUGGAGAACAACGCUGAGGAGCUGCGUGCGGAGCGUCUGCGCAGAGCCACGGAGAAGCUGCGCAGCCCGGUGGUUUUCAACAAAGACUCCGCUGUGAGGAAGACUCAGCUAAAGUCCUUCAGCCAGUACGUCGAGAACAGACCAGAGGUGAAGCGACAGAAAUCAGUUCCUGAAGAUUUGAAGAAGGUCGAGGAGGACAGAGGUUCACAGACAGAGGUUGACCUCCAGCGACCCUUUGAAGAAGAGAAGGCGUUCAAAGACACCAGUCAGUAUGUGGUUGGGGAGCUGUCUGCGCUGGAGAGCGAGCAGAGGCACAUAGACGCCCGAGCAGCUCGCGUGGAGAAGAGGCUGCGCUAUCUCAUGGACACAGGCAACAACAAGGAGGAGGAGGAGGCCAUGAUGCAGGAGUGGUUCAUGCUGGUCAACAAGAAGAACGCCCUCAUUAGGAGACAGAACCAGCUCUCUCUGCUGGAGAAAGAGCACGAUCUGGAGAGACGGUUUGAGCUGCUCAACAGAGAGCUGAGAGCCAUGCUGGCCAUCGAGGACUGGCAGAAAACUGAAGCCCAGAAGAGACGAGAGCAGCUGCUGCUGGAUGAACUGGUCAUACUGGUCAACAAACGGGACGCGCUGGUCAGGGAUCUGGACGCCCAGGAAAAAGAGGCCGAGGCGGAGGACGAGCACCUGGAGCGGACGCUGGAGCAGAACAAAGGCAAGAUGGCCAAGAAAGAGGAGAAAUGUGUCCUUCAGUGAUCGUCAACAAACCAACACAUGUAGCCAAUAAAAGAAAUGUAUCUCCAUGAAUAUUCUCACUUUUUACUCUCAUUUGAUCGCAGCUUUUAGACAUUUCCUUCCGAGGUUUUUGAUCCAGUAAACAGCAGAGACUGAAACUUUGCACCAACUUUAUACCGACUCAGUCCGCUGAGAUCUUUUUUUAUUAUUUUAACUCGAGGUCAUUAAAGAAAAGGUACAGUUCUGUAAUAUAAAUAUCUUUUUGUGCAGAGCAGACAGCGUGGUAUUAAAAAGAACAUCUGUUUUUGGAGCUUCUUUACUACUUGACUUUUAGUUGCAUUACCUGUAAAAUAUCUGAGCUGCAUUAAUGUUCAUAAAUCUUUCCUAUUGUGCUUUUUUAUUGUCUCUGCUUAAAACCAAAAAGAAAAUAGUAAAGGAAAAAAAUAUUGUAUAUUUCCAUCCAUUUUCUGCUUUCCAAAUCCUUUUCAUCACCUUCAGCCUGAAAACAACAGAUUUGUUUAUUAUUUAUUGUGGUUUGUUCUAUAAUAAGCUGCUUGUCUUCACAUCUCAUGUGCGGUUUUGCUCUGCAACUUUUGGUUCCUAUUUAUUGUCUUCAGAAGAGGAGAGAAAUGUGCUUCCACCUGCCUCUCUUAGAGCUCCACAUGUCUUUAACCUGUGAACAUUUAUCUGAUUAUUUAUUCCAGUCAUAACCCAAGUCUCCAGUAAUAAAGUCUUUAUGAUUUCAUACUUCA